UAUGUCCGCUCUGAAUAGUUUGGACCAAGCCUUUGACAGCGAAAGAGUUAUGGCAACUGAUGGCAAACUAAAGACUUGUUUUUCUGAAGACGACCUAAGGAAACACAAUAAAACCAGCUCUCAACUAUAUAAGAACAAUAAGAAAAAAUCACAUUCAAGAGCAAGUAGCAGUGUAAGCUUUGAUAUUCAUAAAGGCCAUUCCAAAUCACAGAAUUCUAUACCAUGCAAUCACCAUACUCGGGGCCAUAGCUGGUCUGAAGCAAGUCUGACAGCAGUACAUGCACCGAGAAGCAGCCAUGAUUCAAUCCGUUCAGGAUCAUUCAAGGUUGGACAGAAUUCGACCUCGUCCAGUAGUCAAGAUCAACGACCACCUCAUGAAAAGGAUUAUGUUCAAGUCAAAACAAAGAUCAAAACAAACAAGCGCUUUAAUCGUAUUGUUUUGGCUCAGACAUUAGCUAUUGAUUCUACUGGUACUGAAGUUUAUGCAGCGCCAGGAGCGUCGUCUGUUGCAAAGGAUAUUGAACCUGAAGAGUUUAAGCAGCCUAUGGGAGCUAUUUGGGCAACUCGGUUCAGUAAGGAUGGAAAAUAUAUGGCCACAGGUGGGCAAAAUUGCAUUAUUCAUGUAUGGAAAGUGUUGAGAGAUUUGGACCGAAGUGAUAAUAUAACUGUGCAAGAUAUUUUACCUCAUCAGCCUUCCAUUAAAGUGUUUCAUGAUGCACCUGUGCGAAUUUAUGCUGGACAUACUGCAGAUGUAUUGGAUUUGAGCUGGUCAAAAAAUAACUUUUUGUUGUCAAGUUCAAUGGAUAAAACCGUCAGGUUAUGGCAUGUAUCUCAAGCUGCUUGUCUCUGUGUAUUCAGCCAUUCAGAUGUUGUCGCAAGUGUAAGAUUCCAUCCAAAGGAUGAUCGGUUCUUUUUAUCUGGCUCUCUAGAUAGCAAAAUAAGACUAUGGAGUAUUCCUGAAAAACGAGUCGCAUUUUGGAACGAUAUUGAGUCUGGCAACAUGGUUACUGCUGUAGGGUUUACGUUUGAUGGAAGAAUAGUCUGCAUUGGGUCCAAUACAGGCGAUGUUUUUUUUUACGAGACACAGGGCUUAAAGUACAACACGCAAAUUGCAGUCAAGAAUCGUGGACACAAACAUGGUCGAAAAAUAACUGGUAUUGAACCAAUGCCUGGUAUGCCAUUGGGUGAAGAACGCAUUCUAGUGACAACCAAUGACUCUCGAGUAUGGAUUAUCAAUCUGAAAGACAAAAGCUUUGUUUACAAGUAUAAAGGGAUUGAAAACCAUUCAAUGCAAAUCAAAGCAUCAUUUAGUGAUGAUGGUCGAUAUAUCAUUUGUGGUUCAGAAGAUGGUUGUGUGUAUUUAUGGUGUACAGAUCAAGUCAGUUAUUCGCCUUUAAGGCAUUGGAGGGAUAGUAGGCUUGGAUCAGCAGCCGGCCUGUGUAGUUUAGGUGAUCAGGUUUGGCAAACGAUGGCACAGCAAGGUGCAUUUUCUGAUAAACCAUCUCAAAAUAUCAUGUCAUCAUGGCUUAGAAGAGGAGAACGAAGAGUGAUUGAUAAAUUAAGAAGUCGCAAUGAGCAUUUCUUUGCACAUAUGCAUGCAGUUACAACAGCUAUUUUUGCUCCUACAAAGACAAGACAAUUGCUAGCAAGAUCAGGAGGCGAUAUCAUAUUGGAUUAUACACCUGUUUAUUCUCAAAAGAAAGCAAAUCAAGAGGAAGAAGACGAAGAAGACAAUGUGUUUAUGAAACCUAGAAGGAGUGCACAUUUUUCUGCUCAAAAUAGUACUGCAAGCACUAAUACAAAAACCGACAAGAUGAAAGAAUUUGAAAAGGCAUUUACAAUCGAAUUUGAAGAGGCCUCACAAGAAGAAAGAGAUCGCUUUGAUUAUCCAGAAAGUCAAAUCAUUAUUUCUGCUGAUCUUCAUGGUGCUAUAAAAGUUUGGAGAAUGGAUUCUGGCCAUUAUGGCAACAACAAUGAAUCUUCAGAUCAAGAAGACGACAGUGAUGAGUCUGAUUCUGAAAAUAUAAGCACUUCAGAUACAAAGAGUGAUAAAUCCAAUAGAAAGCGAUUCUUUUCCAAGCUGUUUACAAAGGCCCUUUAGUGUUGUUUUCAUUCAAUUGUGAUAUAUUUAUCAUAAACUGAGUUAGAGUAUCUCUUUGGCUAUAUAGUAGAAAUAAAACUGUCAUUGACUAAAUCCAGCGCAAAGCCCUAGUAAGCCAGCCAUACUGUCUGCAUAAUUCCUUUUUAAAAUGAAAAAAUCAAC
Molecule: messenger RNA, 2263 nt
Organism: Gilbertella persicaria
Lineage: Eukaryota; Fungi; Mucoromycota; Mucoromycetes; Mucorales; Choanephoraceae
Product: WD40-repeat-containing domain protein
Exons: 7
Molecular function (GO): protein binding
Source: RefSeq, a predicted model, not a curated record